AAUCGCACUGGGAGCCAGGAAGGUGAAAUCAGCGAGACAACAUCAAAAUCGUCGAGUACAUUUCUCCGCGACGACCCAACAGAGAUUAAGGUAAGAUGAUGGUAAGGAUCUACUACGCCUCCAUUGGACUUUUACUUCUCAUCUUGAUCGAGAGCAGCCUGCAGAUUCCCAUACAAGACACGGAAGAAAACACCAGCUUUAUGUCUGAAGAAGCAUUAUUUAAUGACCCAAGAGAAACAAACAACAUGAAGAGACAUUCAGAAGGCACGUUCUCCAACGAUUACAGUAAAUACCUGGAGACCAGGAGAGCACAGGACUUCGUUCAGUGGUUAAUGAACUCCAAAAGGAGUGGAGUCCCCACACGACGCCACGCAGACGGCACAUACACCAGCGAUGUCAGCUCCUACCAGCAGGACCAGGCGGCGAAAGAGUUCGUGUCCUGGCUGAAAACAGGCCGAGGGCGACGCGAGUGAGCCGUGAUAUUCUACGAUAAUGUUUUAUAAUGACUAUUGACUAGUGCUGUCAGUUACAUCGAAUCAUGCAAAUAAAUCUUUCUUCAAAUGAA
Messenger RNA from Pimephales promelas (fathead minnow), 565 nucleotides. RefSeq names its product glucagon b (gene gcgb). Lineage: Eukaryota; Metazoa; Chordata; Actinopteri; Cypriniformes; Leuciscidae. Gene Ontology annotation, molecular function: hormone activity; glucagon receptor binding. Gene Ontology annotation, biological process: response to starvation. Gene Ontology annotation, cellular component: extracellular region. The record is from RefSeq and is a predicted model, not a curated record.